AUGUGGGUUGUGGAGAGUGGAGCUGAGAAGACUGGGAAGACCAGGUCCUUCCCCACCCUCUCCUCCAUCAUCAUCCUCUCCCCUCUCUCCCCUCUGCCCGGUGUCUCUCUCCCCUCUCUCUCUCUCUCUUCCCUGGCUCCAAGGUAUGCACGGGACGCCCCGGACAGAUGCACCAGCCACUUUGACGCCGUGGCCCAGAUCAGAGGAGAGGCCUUCUUCUUUAAAGGGAGGUACUUCUGGAGGCUGACCCGGGAGAAGCACCUGGUGUCUCUGCGGCCGGCCCAGAUCCAGCGCUUCUGGAGGGGUCUGCCUGCCAACCUGGAUGGCCUGGACGCCGUGUACGAGAGGCCCGGGGACCACAAGAUUGUCUUCUUCAAAGGUCUGAUGUACUGGGUCUUCAACGACAACAAUGUGGAGGAGGGUUACCCUCGACCAAUCAGUGACUUCGGCCUGCCCGUGGACGGCGUGGACGCCGCCUUCGUCUGGCCGCACAACGACAAGACCUACUUCUUCCAGGGCGCCCACUACUGGCGCUACGACGACCACCUGAGGCGCAUGGACCCGGGGUACCCCAAAGACGCCUCGCUCUGGAAGGGGCUGCCCCCCAAUCUGGACGACGCCAUGCGGUGGUCUGACGGCUCCACCUACUUCUUCAAAGGGAAGGAGUACUGGCGCGUGCUGGCCAGCGACAUGGAGGUGGAGGCGGGGUUCCCGCGGCUCAUCGCCAAGGACUGGCUGCACUGCACCGAGAUGCAGUCGGACUCCCCCGGCGUCGAGGGCAAGUUCCCCGAGGACGGCGGCGGGCACCUCCCCGACCACGCCGAGAACGGCUACGAGGUGUGCUCCUGCACCUCCGACACGGCCUCCCCGCCGGGGCUCAGCGCCUCCCCUUCAACCCCCCUCUGGCUCCUCCCACCGCUCUGGACGCUCCUAUUGGCCCUCGGCUCCGCGCCUCUAUGAUGACAGAGCCGGAGGGCCCAGAGUCGUUGAACUCACAAACCAGGAAGUCAGAGGGCCGAGUGGGCCGAGAGCAUGGUCAGGAGGAGGGCCUCAUUGGUUAGGAGCGAGGACAGGACCAGCUUCUCAUUGGUUGGGCGCGAGGGGGACAAUCUGUUUGAACCGCCAGAGAAAGUGUGUACUCCUACAUUGUAUAGUUAUGUUGUUGAUUUUCUGCUAUUUAUUUACUUUUCUGUUUGAUGGACUCAAAAAGCAUUUCAUUAUCCGAGCAUUUGUUUUUUUGUUUUUUACUAAACGGAAAGCGCUACGGCAUUCAACUACCCAUCUGCCAUCUGUGUGCGUUUUGAAAGGAUUAGAAAUCAGUUGGACAGAAUCAAUACCUAGGGCCGCUGGUAUGAGGAAGAUAUAGCCUGAAGUAUAUUUCCUGAUGGUAAACAACCAGCGCUCUAGAAACCUACUGCAGCGAUGGCUCAGCCCCACUGAAAUCCAAGUUGGAAGGUGAACUACGGAGCUGAAUGGCCGAUUGGAUGUUUCAGAGCGAGUAAACUGAACUGCAUGAAACCUAAGUGGUAUUGUUGGUGUGUACACAAUCGUAAGGGCUAGUUAGUGAUGGAUAACUAAGAGUAAAUGUUAUCAUUAUAUCAGAUUAUAUUGACAUUGACCAGCAGACACCUCGGGCAUGACCUGUUGUCCAAUCACAGUUAUGAAUAAAUAAAGUGCUUUCUGUUUUUGCUUCAAUUUUGGUUUUGAUUCAAUUGUGUUUAGAUUGAGUCUAAUGGUUCUAAUGUAUUUGUUUGACUCUGACCAUUGCUAUAGAUCCGAACGCAUUAGAACCAUGAGACUCAAUCAAACACAAUUUAAUCUAAACAAAGAUCGAGCAGAAAUUGCUGAUUGCAGCCUUAAACCUGCAUUAUGUUAGUCAACCCAUUGGCAAACUCUAGUUGCUUGAGUUGUCCCCAUCAUUUCAAGAUAAACUGUCGUCUUAGAUUUUUCCAUGGUGGGAUUGCGGGAGUGGGUUGGCAUUCUGGCAAGUCAGACAUUCCUUGUUGUUUUCCUCUUGCUCUACCUAUCAAAUGGUUUGACAUGGAUGGACUCGCUCAUUGCCUUUGUCUCUAGACUGCACUAUCGAAAAAGGUCAAGGAAACUCUUAAGAGUAACUUUGAACUCGUAAUUAAGGCAGCAUUAGAUAACUGUGGAUUUUGUUGUGUUAUUUUUAUAUUCACGAUUGGUGUAUGGAACCUCUGGAUGGCUGUUUAUCUCAGACACUCUCUGCCCUCCCGCCAAGAUGCUAAUGGUGGCUAACGAAUGACCAAGAGGAAGACAAGAUGGCCGCCGGGCGUCUUAUUAACCUCGACCCAUGUCAGCUGGAUGGACCUCAAGGACUUUCUUCUUACUCUGCAGAUAUAUUUACAUACGAUUAAGAGAGAUAAAGAUAACGAUAUAUUUGACAUGAAAAGUCACAUUAGAAAAUGUCAACUGAAAUAAUGUACAUUUAAAGUGUGUUUUCUAAUGUGAUACUAUUUUUGUAGAAAAAAUAAAGAUGGGACCAACUUUGAUGGCCAAAUUAUGUUAAAGGUGCAUCUGUCUUUGCGCAGCGUACUAAAACAUACAGAUCAAUCACAAAAAUAAUAACAUAAGGUGUGCUUGUAUCUCUUACAAUUUUGAGUAAUACUUAGCCAAGUAAAGCAAGUUAAGUUUU
This is a messenger RNA of Gadus macrocephalus (Pacific cod), 2656 nucleotides long. Its product is annotated as matrix metalloproteinase-17-like. The record is from RefSeq and is a predicted model, not a curated record. Bases 1 to 960 code for a protein of 319 amino acids. Lineage: Eukaryota; Metazoa; Chordata; Actinopteri; Gadiformes; Gadidae. The transcript is spliced from 5 exons.